UUUCGCACCAACCCCCUAGCCCUUAAAACCCAAACCCCCGUUCUAAGCUUCCAUCGCCAAUCGAUACAUUCGACGCAAUGACCAUCCAAUCCUGGCACGAAAAAGCCCUCGCCAAACAAGCCACCGCGGCAUCCAAAAUCCCCCCCGAAUGGCGCCUCCCUGAAUCGAUCCAGGCCCAACUCACCUCCGACCCAGGUCGAAACUGUCUCGACAUCCCAGCCCAAAGCGGCCUCCUCACAGCCCGCGAACUCGCCAUCACCGCGACAGAAGACGCCACAGCUCUCCUCGCCAAAAUCGCCAACAGAGAAUACGCCGCAGUGGAAGUCACAACGGCCUUCAGUAAACGCGCAGCAAUAGCGCAGCAACUCACCAGCUGUCUCACGGAGACAUUCUUCGAUGUGGCCCUCACCCGCGCCAAAGCGCUCGAUGAGCAUCUCGCCUCAACCGGCAAGACAGUCGGGCCUCUGCACGGUCUACCCAUCAGCCUCAAAGAUGGGUUCAAUGUAGCCGGCAUCCCGUCGACGUUGGGCUUCGUCUCCUUCAUCGAUAACCCGGUCCCGACGACUAACUCCCCCCUCGUCGAUAUCCUCCUCGCCGCUGGCGCCGUGAUCUACGUGAAGACGAAUAUUCCGCAGACAUUAAUGAUCGCCGAGUCGCAUAACAAUGUCUUCGGGCGGGUGUUGAACCCACACCGACUCAAUCUGGCAGCAGGGGGUAGUUCAGGCGGCGAAGGAGCGUUGGUCGCGCUGCGGGGGUCGCUGUUAGGCGUGGGCACUGAUAUCGGGGGCUCGAUCCGUAUCCCCGCGUUAUGCUGUGGGGUGAUUGGGUUUAAGCCGAGUGCAGGGAGAGUUCCAUUUGUGGGACAGACGAGUCCAGCCAGACCUGGUCUUGUGGGGAUAACGCCCGUCGCUGGCCCGUUGUGCCAUUCUGUUCGCGAUGCGGACUUGUUCUUCAAAGUCGUCGCCGACUCACAGCCCGAGGAUGUCGAUGACCAGGUGCAUGGGCUUCCGUGGUCGAGUCCUACUGAGCCGCUUAAGUCGUCGCUGACGAUCGGUCUUCUUCCUGAGGACCCGGUGAGGCCAUAUCACCCUAACAUCCAGCGCACACUCUCGAUUGCAGUGAAGAAGCUGGCCGCCGCGGGCCAUCAGAUUGUCGAUUUAACCGGGAAAUGCCCCUCAGUCAAAGAGAUAAGCGACCUCGCCAUGCAGUUCUUCCAGAUGGAUCCUGACCGGACAGCGCUGGGCCACCUCGCAGCCAGCGGGGAGCCAUGGGUCCCAUCUUUGAAAUACACGUUUGAUCCGAACGGACCAGGUCCGGAGCCGACAUUGCGACAGUUGUAUGACCUGAACGUUCAAAAGGCGGGUGCUACCGCGGCAAUAAGAAAGGUUUUCCUGGAUAAUGAGCUUGACGUGAUACUGGCACCGGGCCAUCAGAGUGUUGCGCCUGUGCAUGAUACGUUCGGGUUGCCGAUCUAUACGAUGCUGGCGAAUUUGGUUGAUUAUCCGGCAUGUAUUAUUCCCUUCGGGACGGCUGAUGAGGCGGCUGAUGCCGAGUUCGUUCGUGAUAUCGAAUACAUUCCUAAGUAUACCCCGAAAGAGGUCGAAGGCGCUCCAUGCCAUGUCCAGCUCAUUGGAAGACGAUUGAAAGAUGAACUGUUGGUGCAGCAUAGUAAGGUUGUCGAGGGUGUGCUGAAGGGUAAGUGAGAGACAUCAAUGCCGGAGUAGAGACCAGUUGUAUUGAACACCAUCAAUUCGCACAUACCUAUUCUCUCAGCGAUACUUUAGAUACGAGAUGAUGAGGACAAACCAGUGCGAAGCAAUUUAAUCCAUAUACAUGGGGGGUCAAAAGUCUGACUACACUAGCGCGUUUCCGCCGACGCGUCAAAAAAUUGUACUUUCUUCAACUAUCUACCUCACCACCAUUAUGAGGUCUUUUGGAACCGAAAUUAGUGGAAAUAGAAGGCUAAAUCAAGAGCUUUCUACUGAGACGCGCGCGGCAAUUAUAUCUGGUCUAGAGAAUAAUAUAUCGCCUACUCAACUUGCAAAGCAAUUUAACGUCUGUCGCUCUACUAUUUACUCAAC
Molecule: messenger RNA, 2081 nt
Organism: Aspergillus pseudonomiae
Lineage: Eukaryota; Fungi; Ascomycota; Eurotiomycetes; Eurotiales; Aspergillaceae
Product: putative general amidase
Exons: 3
Source: RefSeq, a predicted model, not a curated record